GCAGAGGGAAGAAGACAGACGCGCAGAGGAGGAAAUCAGAAAAUAACGGCGCUGCAGAAAUGGACCUGCGCUCUGAGCUGCUCAAGUCCAUAUGGUACGGUUUCACUGCCCUGGAUCUAGAGAAGAGUGGGAAGGUGUCCAAGUCUCAGCUGAAGGUUCUAUCUCACAACCUUUGCACAGUCUUGAGCAUCCCACAUGACCCCGUGGCUUUGGAGGAGCACUUCAGGGAUGACGACGAUGGCCCAGUUUCCAGUCAGGGUUACAUGCCUUAUCUCAACAAAUACAUCCUCGAUAAGGUUGUGGAAGGCUCCUUUAAUAAGGAAAACGUAGACGAGCUUUGUUGGACUCUUACGGCGAAGAAGAACUACCAGCCAGACAGAAGUAGCAACUCAGUUCUGCCAGACCGGGAUGCUUUUCGACUGUGGUGCCUUUUUAACUUUCUCUCCGAAGACAAAUACCCGUUGGUUAUGGUUCCAGAUGAGGUGGAGUACCUCCUAAAGAAGAUAUGCAUGGCGAUGAGCAUCGAGUUCAACUGCGUUGAGCUCGAUGACUUCUUCUCCCAGGACUCGGGGCAUCAGAAUGGCAUCACCGUCUGGGUUUUCCUCCAGAUGAUGAACUCUGGGAAAAUAACCCGAGCCAUCGAUAAGAGCAUCAUCAGCAUGGCGAUAGAGGAGGUGUACAGGGAGAUAGUCGGCGACGUUCUCAAAGAGGGUUAUCUGUGGAAGAAAGGGCAGCUAAGGAGAAACUGGAAGGAACGCUGGUUCACUUUGAGGCCCAGCAACCUGUGCUACUACACCGGAGAGGACCGCAAGGACUGCCAAGGGAAUAUAGUCCUGGACGGGAACUGCUGCGUGGAGGUGCUGCCAGACCGAGAUGGGAAGAGGUGCAUGUUUUGCUUGAAAACCUUGUCCAAAACCUAUGAAAUGAGUGCUUCGGACACCAAACAAAGACAGGAGUGGACGGCAGCCAUUCAAACGGCCAUCAGGCUGCACGUGGAGGGCAAAACGUCUCUGCAUAAAGAUCUGAAGAUGAAGAGGCGAGAGCAGCGUGAGCAGCGGGAGAAACGACGACAGGCCAAAGAGGAGGAACUGCAGAGGCUCCGGGCCUUGCAGGAGGAAAGGGAGCGCAAGCUGGCGGAGCUGGAGCUCCUGAAGGAGGCGCAGAAGCAGGCGCAGGUCCUGAUGGACCAGGACGAGCAGAGGAGGCGCCAGCAGCACGAGCAGCUCCAGCGCACUCUGGAGAUUCAGCUCCGCGAGGCGGAGGAGGCCAGAGUUAGCAUGCAGGCAGAGAUGGCUCUGAAGGAGGAGGAAGCAGAGCGGCAGAGGAAGAGGAUCCUGGAGCUGGAGGAGAUGCAGAAGCGUCUGGAGGAGGCGCUGCAGCAGGAGAUUAAAGCCAGGCUGGAUGAGGAGGGCUUUCGUUACGCUCAGGCGAGGUUACUAGCUGAGGAGGAGGAGAAAAUGAAGGCCCUAAUGGCCCUGCAGGAGGAGCAGGAGGAGUACAUCCUGAAGACACAGAGAGAAAAACAGGAGCUAAAGCAGGAAAUGGAAGUCAAGUCUCUGGCCCUGGAUCAGGCACAGAGGCAGCUGGAGGAGGUCCGAGCCAACAGACACAGGGUUGACCAGGAUGUAGUGGCUGCUCAGAGGAAACUUCGCCAGGCGAGCACCAACGUCAAACACUGGAACGUCCAGAUGAACCGACUGAUGCGGCCGAUCGGACCAGGCGAGAAAAGGCCGUCUCUGGGCAGCUCUUUCCAGUCCUUCCAGAUCCCGACACAGCGGGACCCCGGGUUGCGUCUCAGAAGGAAAUCUGGAUCGGAGGAUCAGAGCGAGGAGAGCAAAGAGAACGUGGACAACAGAACCGGGUGCGACUUGGAGAAGCGGCACUCGCACGCCUCCAACGGAGACAUGGACAUCCCCUAAAAGCAUGAAUCAUAAGAGCCUGCUCUUUUUUUUUUUACCCCGACGGUGUUUUCUAACAGGAAACUCAGUGAGACAAGUUUGAAAGGUUGCAGGACUUCUGCACUUAAAACUGAAUUUUCAUUACUACUGUUUUUAUUGCAAGAUGAAUUUACUGACCUCAAACCCAAAACAGUAACCGUUUGAGACCUUUCACAGAACAUUGCUCAACUAAUACUCCUACCACUUCUUGUGUGAGGCCUGAUGUGAACAGAGAAGAUACCUCGGUGCAAGUAAAAAGGGCCUCUUAGUUAAAAAAAAAAAGAUCCAGGCUGAUGUUUUAGCAGUGAUGAUUACAGACGGGACGUAAAGGAAGUUCAUCCUUGCGUAAAUGACGAAAGUCAUCCCUGUGUCAUUUUUACAUAUGUAAUUUUCUGAUUUGUGGUUUUGGAAUGUGAAUUUUUGAUGUACAGAUCUGUUUCAGUAUUAGUUUAUAGCAUCAUUUCACUCCUGACAAACAGGAAAUCGAGAGAGAGAGCUAGAAAGAGAGGGGAGGGGAGACAACUUCCUGUUUCUAAUGUCACCUAACCUAACAUGAGUGUAAAUAAAAAAAAGUGAAUCAAUGUCUUAACUACUUUAAAAAAAAUCUCUCUUUCAUGAGCCUAUUUAUGUGCUACAUUGAAUUUGACGAUCAUCACACACAUAGAGUGCCUCCAGUAAUGCAUUUAUAAAAGAUUAGAUGCAAUGACAUUUUUUUUUUUCUUGUACAAGUGAAAAAGUAAAAUGCCACGCAGGUUUCAGAUUUGAUGGAUUACGCCCACUUGGUUUUGUGUGAGCUGCAAGCCUGCUUUACUUUGAAUUUGGGCUUACGUCAUUUGUCGGUUUGCAAUGUGUCACCACCGACUACUUUGAUACCCUUUGCUCAUAUAUCCUGAGCAAACGGGGACAUCGCCUGACUAAAUCCUCUAACUACAGAACAUACAUUUAUGUUUUAACCAGAAUUACCUUUAAAUAGGGGUUCAAUUCAAACUUAUUUCAUUUUUUGACUAUGUUUUAAGGAAAUUUGAUCAAUUAUUUGGAUUUGCCGUUACAAAAAUAAAUGCUUCAUAUCAAAUUGGAUGCAUUACAGUUAUCUCUUCAUUUACAUCAGAACUCAUGUUCUUAGUCAUGAUGGAAAAGUUUUGAAUUUCACAAAAAGAAAAUCUAAAUAUUCAUAGCUCUCUUCAUGUUUAUUACAGCAUAACUAAAUCUACAAGAUUAAGGGUAAAAGAGGAUUUUUAAUUAAACUAUUAUAUUAAUUUUUCCAGUACUUGGUUUCUG
This is a messenger RNA of Gambusia affinis (western mosquitofish), 3215 nucleotides long. Its product is annotated as differentially expressed in FDCP 6 homolog. The record is from RefSeq and is a predicted model, not a curated record. Lineage: Eukaryota; Metazoa; Chordata; Actinopteri; Cyprinodontiformes; Poeciliidae. The coding region runs from base 60 to 1919 and encodes 619 amino acids. Gene Ontology annotation, cellular component: nucleus; cytoplasm. The transcript is spliced from 11 exons.